This is a messenger RNA of Heterocephalus glaber (naked mole-rat), 2125 nucleotides long. It is a transcript of the gene Hsdl2, whose product is annotated as hydroxysteroid dehydrogenase like 2. The record is from RefSeq and is a predicted model, not a curated record. Gene Ontology annotation, cellular component: mitochondrion. Lineage: Eukaryota; Metazoa; Chordata; Mammalia; Rodentia; Bathyergidae.
CGGGGCUGGGGCGGUGCCAAGCGGGGAGGAAAAGUCCGCGUUCGGCUCUUCCGCCAAGCCGUCACGGCCGCCGCAGUUCUCUCCAGGUCCUGUGAUCUUAUCAAGUCAUGUUGCCCAACACCGGGAAACUAGCAGGAUGUACGAUUUUCAUCACUGGUGCAAGCCGUGGCAUUGGCAAGGCUAUUGCCUUGAAAGCUGCAAAGGAUGGAGCAAAUAUUGUCAUUGCUGCGAAGACUGCCCAGUCACACCCCAAACUUCCGGGCACCAUCUUUACUGCUGCCGAAGAGAUUGAAGCAGCUGGAGGAAAGGCCUUGCCAUGUAUUGUGGAUGUGAGAGAUGAACAGCAAAUCAGCAGUGCAGUGGAGAAAGCAGUCAAGAAAUUUGGAGGAAUUGACAUUUUGGUGAACAAUGCCAGUGCUAUUAGCUUGACCAACACAAUGGAAACACCUACGAAGAAGGUGGAUUUGAUGAUGAGCGUAAACACCAGAGGCACCUACCUUACAUCUAAAGCAUGUGUUCCUUUUUUGAAAAAGAGUAAAAUUGCUCAUAUCCUCAAUCUCAGCCCACCACUGAAUUUAAAUCCAGUAUGGUUCAAGCAGCACUGUGCCUAUACCAUUGCUAAAUAUGGUAUGUCUAUGUGUGUGCUGGGAAUGGCAGAAGAAUUUAAAGAUGAAAUUGCAGUCAAUGCCUUAUGGCCUAAAACAGCUAUCCACACUGCUGCUAUGGACAUGUUGGGAGGAACAGGUAUUGAAAGCCAAUGUAGAAAAGUUGAAAUAAUGGCAGAUGCUGCAUAUUCCAUUUUUAAAAAGCCAAAAAGUUUUACUGGCAACUUUAUUAUUGAUGAAAAUAUCUUAAAAGAAGAAGGAAUUAAAAAUUUUGAUGUCUACGCGAUUAAACCAGGCCAACCUUUGUUACCAGAUUUCUUCUUAGAUGAACUCCCAGAUGCACUUAUGAAGAAAAAGGAAUCACAGGGUGCUGUUCCAGAAUUCAAAGAAGAGAAAUCACAGCCACAAGCAAAGCCACAUUCUGGAGCUGUGGAAGAAACAUUUAGAAUUGUUAAGGACGCUCUCAGUGAUGAUGUCGUUAAAGCCACGCAAGCCAUUUAUCAGUUUGAACUGUCAGGUGAAGACGGCGGCACUUGGUUUCUUGAUUUGAAAAGCAAGGGUGGGAAUGUUGGACAUGGAUGGCCUUCUAACCAUGCAGAUGUGGUGAUGAGUAUGUCCACUGAUGAUUUUGUCAAAAUGUUUUCAGGGAAAUUAAAACCAACAAUGGCAUUCAUGUCAGGAAAAUUGAAGAUUAAAGGAAACAUGGCCCUAGCAAUCAAAUUGGAGAAGUUAAUGAAUCAGAUGCAUUCCAGACUCUGAAGGAAAAGAAACGAAAAUGAAAAAAAAAAAAAAAAAGAAAAAAGAAAAAGAAACGAAAAUGUGGACUGCUGUGCUACAAAAGUAAAAAAGCUCAACAGUUAAAAUCUAACAUUUGUUGUCUUCCCUGUUGUAUUAUAAGGAUAUGCAUGUUGUUUUUUUGGUACCAGGGAUCAAACUCAGGACCUUGCACUUGCAAGGCAGGCGGCAGAACCACUGAGCUAAUCCCCUGGCCCUGCAUGUUUGUUCUAAAAAAUAAAUUUUCUUUAUCUAUAAAACUUCAAGUUGUAAUUAAAAUAGCCAAACAUAAGCUUCAUUAAGUGGAAUUUUAAGUCAUUUUGUUUUUAUAGCUUGAGAGUUUUUCCCUCUGGGCCUUAUAUCUCAUCUUCUUUCAGGAAAAUUAUGUAUUAUAUACAACCAAUCAGGAUCAAGCAGUGAAAUUAGCUCUUUACAAAACUGCUUCUCCUGUGAAAUAAGGGCAGUUUGUUUAAAAUUUUUUACUUUUGGAUUGUAUACUAAUGAAAAUUGUAAUGAUAAUUUGGAUUUUUUUAUACUUAAAGAAAAUCUAUGUGCAUUUCACAGAAAUCAUCUAAUAAAUACUGCUUAACAAAUACGACUUGUCAAAACUAAGUGAAAUAAAGUUUUUCAUUUUUUCAGCUAGCUUUCCAGAUAUAGUUAUCUAUAGGAAAAUAUUAAGUGUACUUCAACUAAUUGCAGUAUGCAUCCUAUUACAAGUAUAUUAAUAAACACUGUCUUGCUAUUGA